Molecule: messenger RNA, 4170 nt
Organism: Alosa alosa (allis shad)
Lineage: Eukaryota; Metazoa; Chordata; Actinopteri; Clupeiformes; Clupeidae
Exons: 2
Coding region: 1305-3722 (805 amino acids)
Source: RefSeq, a predicted model, not a curated record
AGUGAGAACGAGCAGGAGCGUUUUCUCAAAAGAAUAUCUAGUGAUAACACAGCACGUGUUUGUGUAACACAAUACUUCCUCAAAUAACUGACUACUCAAGUUGGAGCUUCUGCGCAUGGCAGGCUUAUCCAAUGUGACGACACACCUGUCCACACACCCCCUACCUAUGAUCAGACCAGAGACCAUCAUACUAGCCUACUAAACUUUGCCUUAUCUUUCCACAUAAUCAAACCGUGAGGGUGUCAGUCUAGGAUGAGUUAACAUGGUGAAAGGAUACCAAAGAAAAAGGCGUAGAGGGCGCCCAGUGCAGGGGGCAGUGCCAAAAGCUGCACAGCAUGUUGUGUCGCAUAAGAAAAGAAAAAUGGACACAGCCAAGGACUUCAGCACCAAUUAUCACACAAUUACCCACCUCUGUGACCACAUCUCAGUGCAUGAAAUUCAAGCAGUGGAGGCAAAUCCUACCUACAGAGAAGGCCAUGCUGCAGAAAGGCUAGAGUUGAGUGGUGAUCUGGAAAAGGAACUGGCCUCCUGCAUUUUCACUGCCGCCAGUAAUUACUUUGGUCUUUCUCCAGAGAAAGCCAGGCGAUUGGCUUACCAGUUUGCAGUGAAACACCAGCAACCGGUGCCUUCAUCAUGGCAGAAGGACAAGCUGGCGAGUGAAGACUGGCUCUCUGCUUUCCUAAAGCAGCACCCCACCCUGCCCAUGAGCAGCUCUCAUGCUAGUGCACUAGGUGGGUCAUGUGGCUUCAACAAAAACAAUGUUCACCUGUUUUUCCGGAACCUGGAUGAUGUGCUGAAGAGACAUCGCUUUGGACCCGAAGCUAUGUGGUACAUGGAUGAAACUGGGGUCACCGAAGGCGAAAAACCGCUCAGGGUGGGAACGAGGAGGGACUUCCAGAAGGAGGCGGCCAUAACCUCUGCUGAGCAGCGUUGCCUGGUUACCGUGGCGUGUUCCAUCUCUGCUACUGGGAUCGCAAUUCCACCUUACUUUGUUUUCCCGAGAAAAACAUUUAGGCAGGAUCUUCUCACAUCUGCCCCUGUCGACAGUGGUGGGGGUUGGCUGCAGGAGGAACAAUUUCUUGACUUCCUGAGGCAUUUUGUGCGACAUUCAAAAUGUUCCCCUGAGAAGCCUUGUGUCCUACUGACAGACAAUCAUGGGUCAUACCUGUCCAUUGAAACCCUUCAUUUUGCUAUAGGAAAUGGCAUCGUGUGGAUGCCAUUUCCCCCAGACAGCCCCCACCUGUUGCUUCCCAUGGAGAGGUAUGUCUAUGGGCCCAUUAAAACACACAUAAACGCAGCCAUUGAUGGCUGGCUACUUGCUAGUCCUCGAAAAAACAAUGACACUUCAUGAUAUCACAGGAAUCAUUAGCAGAGUUAUGCCUCUGGCCACGGCCUCAAAUAACAUCAUGGACGGCUUUAAGGCCUGUGCUGUCUUCCCGCUGAAUCCUGACAUUUUCACUGAUUCUUACGGUGAACCCGCGUCCAUCCACAAUGGUGGUGGGUGCAGCCAUGACACUCAAAACCACACGUGCAUUGCUGUAGCUCAAGAUGGGCAAGGCAGCACCAGCAGCACUCAUGAUCUGCAAGACCUUUAUCAUUCCCCAGACAUUUCAGUACGGUCUCACAUUCCUAUUCCGGGCCUUUCAACUGCAGGGAAUGGCCAGACAACGGGUCAUCUCAACUCUCCAGAAUCAUCAGACGAAGAUGAAGGUUUCUGCCAGAUGUGUAGGGAGCCUUUUCCACACAGUAACUCGGAGGUGGUGUGCCUCCAGUGUGCGUUGUGCAGAAGGUGGGGGCAGGGCAAUGACGUGGACCUCUCUCUCGUUAUCUCCCCUGUCAGCGAACCACUGGAUGAUCUUGAAGCAGCUCACAAUACUGAGGGUGCCGCCCAUGAUUUCAGUGAUUUGUCACCUACACGCAGCAUCCAAAACCACUCCCACUCCCUGACUGCAGAUCACUUCAGUACGACUUCUGUGACCCAGCUGCAGAAUGUUCUGGAACCUGUCCACACUUCUGAACUUGCCACUCAUGAUAUCAAUGACGACACUCAUGAUUUACAUGACCACGCCACCACAGGCUCGGCACCGACCCACAGUGAUCAGAACCACAUCGACUCUGCGUCAGAUCCCACCGAGAGUGUAGAGAGCGGCCCUGACCACAUCGCCUCAGCAUGCACCACUGGAACGCCACACCACCCCAACAACACUAUAGUGUCCAGCCAUACUGUUGACAACCACGCCCACAAAGACUUGGCACCCAUCCUCAAUGAUCAAGACCACAUAAUAAAAGACUUGGCACCCAUUGUAAAUGAUCAAUACCACACACUAAAAGACUUGGCACGCAUUCUCAAUGAUCAAGACCACAUACUAAAAGACUUGGCACCCAUUGUUAAUGAUCAAGACCACACCCACAAAGAAUUGGCACCCACCACAAAUAUACAAGAACACACCCACAACAAUGUUGUCUCCGCACUCAAUGAACAAGGCCACACCCACAAAUACUUGGCAGCCACUCUAAAUGUUCAAGACCACAUCCACAUUGACUCAGUGCCCAUGCUAAAUGGGCAAGAGCCAAUUCAUGAAACUCAUGAAAAAGAGCAACUCCAUUCUGCUCCAGAUGUUUCAGAAAGUCCGCCGCACAGUCCAACUCCAGAACUGUUGACGCCACCUAGUGGCCAAACGCCAUGUGGUCUCGACUCUCCAGAAUCAUCUGAUGAAGAUGACGGCUUCUGCCAGGUGUGUAGGGAGCCUUUUCCACACAGCAACUCGGAGGUGGUGUGUCUGCAGUGUGUGUUGCGCAGGAAGUGGGGACAGGGUGAUGACGUGGACCUCUCUCUCGUUAUUCCCCCUGUCACUGAGCCACAGGAUGACCUUCAACCUGUCCAAGAUGCAAGAUCUACCACCGACAGUAGCCAGAAGCACAUCCAGGACCCCCAGAUGCACACUCUCAGUGUUUCAUCACCCACUGACAAUGACCAAAACCACUUCCACUGCACACUAGAGCCCACCGGUGAUUUGGAAAACGACCCCAAUCACAGUGUCUCGGCAGUCACUGAUGGGACCCAAAGCCACACCCACAACACAACCAUAUCCACUCAUAAUGUUGAAAACCACAUCCCCAACACAACAGUACCCACUCAUAAUGACUUAAGCCACACCCUCAACACAACAGUACCCACCCAUAAUGAUGAAAGCCACACCCCCAACACAACAGUACCCACUCAUGACAUAAGCCACACCCUCAACACAACAGUACCAACUCAUAAUGACAUAGGCCACACCCUCAACACAACAGUAUCCUCCCAUGGUGUUGAAAACCACACCCCCAGCACAACCAUAUCCACUCAUAAUGAUGAAAGCCAUACCCUUAACACAACACCAUCCACCCACUGUUUUGAAAACCCCACCCAUAAAGACUUGGAGACCACCCAUGGUGUAAAUGGCCACACUCAUUCUGACUCAGUGCCCAGAGUUAACGUACAAGACCACGGCCAUGACGCUCAUGAAGAGAAACAACUUUCCGCUCCAGGUGUUCCAGAACAUCCGCCCAGUCCGACUCCAGGCCCGUCGACAGCUCCAGGUGGUCUCGACUCAGAAUCAUCCGAUGAAGAUGAUGGUUUGUGCCAGGUGUGUAGGGAGCCUUUUGCACACAGCAACUCGGAGGUGGUGUGUCUGCAGUGUGUGUUGCGCAGGAAGUGGGGACAGAGUGGGUUAUAUAUGUAAAAGCAAAGAUUUUUUUCUAAAGUUUUUAAAAUGUCACUUUUUUUAUUACUUCUUUUGUAGCCUGUACUGUUUAUUGACUGUGUUUCCUUUAACAACAUUGAUACAUUACCAGACUGUACUGGAGGUGACAUUUGACACACCAGCCAAUGAAUGUGAAUUAUUUGUAUUGUCAUUUUGAAAGGACCAAUGAAUAGCCUAGUUGCUAAGGCUUUCCAGGCAAAGUUGAACAUUUUGUUGAAGAGUUUCAUUUAGCUAAAUGUUAACAACUUGCUCUUUUGAAUAGUAGACUGCACUGGAACAUAUCAUGUCAACACACAUUCAGGUCAUUUUUUAUGUUCUGCUGGUUAAAACACAAUACGUCAUUUUUUAAGUUGGUAUAUGUUUAAUAUAUUUGUUCACAAAUGGACAGAAUUAAGACAAAUCUCUGUUUUUCCACAAUAUUUCCACA